GGCCCGAAGCUAUAAAGAACUUUAACUGACUGACUGCACCAUGAAGGCUUUCUCCAUUUGGGCUUUGGCAGCCCUCUGCCUCUGCCUGGGCCAAGUGGCCUCCAGCGAAAAGCUGAUCAACUGCUACUGGGGCACCUGGGCCAACUAUCGACCUGGCGAUGGCAAGUUCGUUCCCUCGGACAUCGAUCCCUCUUUGUGUACGCACAUCAGCUACACCUUCUUUGGAAUCAGCGAUGCCGGCGAGUUCAAGUCCCUGGACACCUGGCUGGACAUGGACGAUGGGCUGGGCUUCAUUAGCCAGACUAUUGCUCUGAAGCAGCGCAAUCCCAACCUGAAGAUCUUGGCUGUGGUGGGUGGCUGGAACGAGGGCUCCACCAAGUACUCGGCCAUGGCCGCCGAUCCCGCUAAGCGAGCUACCUUCGUCUCCACCACUCUAGCCUUCAUCCAGCAGCACGGCUUCGAUGGCCUGGACUUGGAUUGGGAGUAUCCUGGCCAGCGUGGAGGCAGCGAUGCAGAUCGCGUGAACUUCGUGACUCUGCUGCGUGAGAUCAAGGAGACCUUCGAUAUAUAUGGACUGGAGCUGGGCAUUGCUGUGGGCGCUUCCGAGAAGUCGGCUAGCAUUUCCUACGACAUUCCGGCCAUUUCCCAGCACCUGACCUUCAUCAAUGUGAUGACUUACGACUUCCACAUGGCCUUCGAUGGGUACUUGGGUUUGAAUGCUCCUCUGCCCGAGGUUACCGAGUCCAUUGACUACUGGCUGUCGCAUGGUGCCCCUGCCGAGAAACUGAUCCUUGGUAUUGGUUUCUAUGGCCACAGCUACCAGAUGGCUGAUAGCUCCAAGAACUGGCCUGGAGCCGAAUGCAUUGGCUCCGGAUCUGCUGGCCCCUACACCCGGGAAAGUGGUUUCCUCGGCUAUCAUGAGAUCUGCUUGAACAACUGGGAGACAGUUUUCGAUGCGGAGAACGGUGCGCCCUAUGCCUUCCAGGGUGACCAGUGGAUCGGCUACGACAAUGUCCAGAGCAUCCAGAUGAAGAUGCAGUUGGUAGACUCACGAAACCUGGGCGGCGCCAUGAUGUGGUCCAUUGAGACGGACGACUUCCGUGGCCUUUGCGGAGAGUCCUAUCCCCUGCUGAAGACCAUGAACCGAGCUCUGGGCAAGGAUGUGAGCGGCGGAGGCGGCAGUGGUGGCGGAGGCAGUGUCACUCCUGCUCCUACCCCGACACCCACUCCGGGAGGCAAUGGAGGCGGUAGCGGUGGUAACGGCGGUGGCUCUAGCGGGGAUUGCACCGUCAAUGGCCACUUCUUGCACAGCAGCGACUGCAACAAGUAUUACCAAUGCGCCGAUGGCAUCCGCUACGACUUUCAAUGCGGAGAAGGACUUUACUUUGAUACGAGCAGCAACAUUUGCAACUGGUCGUCGGAGGUCUAUUGUCCCUACUGAACAAAGAGCAUUUAAAAAUACACCAAAGAUUGCAAAAAACUGAAAGAGAGGCUUUUCCCACUCGCAUGGGAUUUUGUUUAUAAACUAAUCAUAUAUAGUAAAUUCAUAUUUAUGACAUCCGAUUUAGAUUAGAUUCAACGCUCACAUAAUAAUAUUUACAGCUCCAAACUUAGUCACGGUGAUCAGAUAUAAGGUGAAAGACUAUAUGCCCUCAGGUAACUGCAAGUGAAUCAGUUCAAAUAUUGAAAUAUUGAUAGCGAUAACGAAAAUGUGGUAAUGCAAGGGAAGACCGGAAUGGAAGGCUCCAUUAGUCAGAAUAAGUCAUUUCUUUAAGUUGAAUUCAUUGACAUUGUAUAACAAAU
Messenger RNA from Drosophila kikkawai, 1803 nucleotides. It is a transcript of the gene Cht4, whose product is annotated as Chitinase 4. NCBI's taxonomy places the organism in Eukaryota, Metazoa, Arthropoda, Insecta, Diptera, Drosophilidae. Gene Ontology annotation, molecular function: chitinase activity; chitin binding. Gene Ontology annotation, biological process: chitin catabolic process; carbohydrate metabolic process. The record is from RefSeq and is a predicted model, not a curated record. Gene Ontology annotation, cellular component: extracellular region.